AAUGGCGGCGAUGGGGAGCGGCCCAACGAGGCCGCGCUGGUGAGCCGGGCAGCGGGCCGAUGCUGCCCGUCGGAGCCGCGUCCCGCAGGUUACCUAGGGUGAAGCAAAAUUGCAGACUUGGAAACUCUGGGAAAGCUCAGAAUCAGCAUUUUGAGAGUCGAAGCGUGGGCAUAAUGUAAUUUACCCAUAGAGUGAUAUCAUGAUGUCAAAAUGCAGUUCAGGCAACAACAACACAGAGGUCUCAGAAAUUAAAACGUAAGCUGUGCUAGAACAAAAAUGCAAUGAAAGAAACACUGGAUGAAUGAAAAGCCCUGCUUUGCAAUCCCUCAGCAUGGCAGGACUACAGCUCAUGACCCCUGCUUCCUCCCCAAUGGGUCCUUUUUUUGGACUUCCAUGGCAACAAGAAGCAAUUCAUGAUAACAUAUACACGCCAAGAAAAUAUCAGGUUGAACUGCUUGAAGCAGCUCUGGAUCAUAAUACAAUAGUCUGUUUAAACACUGGCUCAGGGAAGACAUUUAUUGCAGUACUACUCACUAAAGAGCUGUCCUAUCAGAUCAGGGGAGAUCUCAACAAAAAUGGGAAAAGGACUGUAUUUUUGGUCAACUCUGCAAACCAAGUUGCUCAGCAGGUAUCAGCUGUCAGAACCCAUUCAGAUCUCAAGGUGGGAGAAUAUUCAAGCCUAGAAAUAAGUGCAUCUUGGACAAAAGAAAAAUGGAACCAAGAGUUUACCCAACAUCAGGUUCUGGUUAUGACCUGUCAUGUCGCUUUGAAUGUUUUAAAAAAUGAUUACCUAUCCUUAUCAGACAUAAACCUUUUGGUGUUCGAUGAAUGUCAUCUUGCAAUCCUAGACCACCCCUAUCGAGAAAUUAUGAAGAUCUGUGAAAAUUAUCCAUCGUGUCCUCGAAUUUUGGGACUAACUGCAUCCAUUUUAAAUGGGAAAUGUGAUCCAGCGGAGUUGGAGGAGAAGAUUCAGAAACUGGAGAAAAUCCUUAAGAGCAAUGCUGAAACUGCAACCGAUUUGGUGGUUUUAGACAGAUACUCUUCUCAGCCAUGUGAGAUUGUAGUGGAUUGUGGACCAUAUGUUGAUAAAAGCGGACUCUAUGAAAGACUGCUGAAGGAAUUGGAUGAAGCACUUAAUUUUCUCAAUGACUGCAACAUAACUGUACUUUCUAAAGAACGAGAUUCUACGUUAAUUUCUAAACAGAUACUGUCAGACUGUCGAGCGGUUUUGGUGGUUCUGGGACCUUGGUGUGCAGAUAAAGUAGCUGGUAUGAUGGUAAGAGAACUCCAGAAGUAUAUCAAACACGAACAAGAGGAGCUGCACAGAAAAUUUUUAUUGUUUACAGACACUUUCCUAAGGAAAAUACAUGCACUCUGUGAAGAGCACUUCUCACCUGCCUCACUUGACCUGAAAUUUGUAACCCCAAAAGUGAUCAAACUGCUUGAAAUAUUGCGCAAGUAUAAACCAUUUGAGCGGCAGCAGUUUGAAAGUGUUGAGUGGUAUAACAAUAGGAACCAAGAUAAUUAUGUUUCUUGGAGCGAUUCCGAAGAUGAUGACGAGGAUGAGGAAAUUGAAGAAAAAGAGAAGCCAGAGACAAAUUUUCCCUCUCCAUUUACCAACAUUUUAUGUGGAAUUAUUUUUGUGGAGAGAAGAUACACGGCAGUGGUUUUAAACAGAUUGAUAAAGGAAGCUGGCAAACAAGAUCCAGAACUGGCUUAUAUCAGCAGCAAUUUUAUAACUGGCCAUGGCAUUGGAAAGAAUCAACCUCGUAGCAAACAGAUGGAAGUGGAAUUUAGAAAACAGGAAGAGGUGCUUAGGAAAUUUCGAGCACAUGAGACCAACUUACUCAUUGCAACUAGUAUAGUGGAAGAGGGUGUUGACAUACCAAAAUGCAACUUGGUGGUCCGUUUUGAUUUGCCCACAGAGUACCGCUCUUACGUGCAGUCCAAGGGAAGAGCUAGGGCACCGAUCUCUAAUUACAUCAUGUUAGCAGACACAGACAAAAUCAUAACCUUUGAAGAAGAUCUCAAAACCUACAAAGCUAUUGAAAAGAUCUUAAGAAACAAGUGCUCCAAGUCAGUCGAUCCUGGGGAAACCGAAACGGAACCAGUGGUGGAUGAUGAUGACAUUUUCCCACCCUACGUGCUCCGACCAGAUGAUGGCAGUCCAAGAGUCACCAUUAACACGGCUAUAGGACACAUCAAUAGAUACUGCGCUAGAUUACCAAGUGAUCCAUUUACUCAUCUAGCUCCAAAAUGUAAAACGAGAGAACUUCCUGAUAGUACAUUUUACUCAACCCUUUAUCUGCCAAUCAACUCUCCGCUCCGAGCCUCGAUCGUGGGUCCUCCAAUGAGCUGUACAAGACUGGCAGAGAGAGUUGUAGCUCUUAUUUGCUGUGAAAAACUGCACAAAAUUGGUGAACUGGAUGAUCAUUUAAUGCCAGUUGGAAAAGAGACUGUUAAGUACGAGGAGGAGCUUGAUUUACACGACGAAGAAGAAACCAGUGUUCCAGGAAGACCCGGCUCCACCAAACGAAGGCAGUGCUACCCGAAAGCAAUUCCAGAGUGUUUGCGGAAUAGUUAUCCCAAACCUGAUCAACCCUGUUAUCUAUAUGUAAUAGGAAUGGUGUUAACUACACCUUUACCUGACGAACUCAACUUUAGAAGGCGGAAACUGUAUCCUCCUGAGGAUACCACAAGAUGUUUUGGAAUACUGACAGCCAAACCUAUACCUCAGAUUCCUCAUUUUCCUGUGUAUACUCGGUCGGGAGAGGUUACCAUAUCUAUUGAGCUGAAGAAAUCUGGUUUCACUUUGUCGUUGCAAAUGCUCGAGCUGAUCACAAGACUCCACCAAUACAUUUUCUCCCAUAUUCUUCGGCUUGAAAAACCUGCACUAGAAUUCAAACCCACAGAAGCUGAUUCAGCCUACUGUGUUCUACCUCUUAAUGUCGUUAAUGACUCCAGCACUUUGGACAUUGACUUUAAAUUCAUGGACGAUAUCGAAAAAUCAGAAGCUCGUACAGGCAUUCCCAGUACACAGUAUACAAAAGAAACACCUUUUAUUUUCAAACUAGAGGAUUAUCAGGAUGCAGUUAUCAUUCCAAGGUAUCGCAAUUUCGAUCAGCCUCAUCGAUUUUAUGUAGCUGAUGUAUACACUGAUCUUACUCCACUCAGUAAAUUCCCUUCCCCUGAAUAUGAAACUUUUGCUGAAUAUUACAAAACAAAGUAUAAUCUUGACCUGACCAAUCUCAACCAGCCACUGCUGGAUGUGGACCACACAUCUUCAAGACUUAAUCUUUUGACUCCUCGCCAUUUAAACCAGAAGGGCAAAGCUCUUCCAUUAAGCAGUGCUGAGAAAAGGAAAGCCAAAUGGGAAAGUCUGCAGAAUAAGCAGAUCCUGGUUCCAGAGCUCUGUGCUAUCCAUCCAAUUCCAGCGUCACUGUGGAGAAAAGCGGUCUGCCUCCCCAGUAUACUUUAUCGCCUGCACUGCCUGUUGACAGCCGAGGAGCUGAGAGCCCAGACAGCCAUCGAUGCUGGGGUAGGGGUUCAAUCGCUUCCUGCCGAUUUCAGAUAUCCCAACUUGGACUUUGGGUGGAAAAAAUCUAUUGACAGCAAAUCCUUCAUCUCAAUUCCUAACUCCUCUUUAGCUGAAAAUGAAAAUGACUGUAAGCACAGCACAAUUUUAGUCCCUGAAAAUGCUGCACAUCAAGGUGCUAAUAAAACCUCCUCUGAAGAAAAUCAUGACCAGAUGUCUGUGAACUACAGAAUACCGCUCGAGUCACCCAGUAAACUCCAAAUUGAAGUCUCGACAGACCUUUCAGCAAUUAAUGGUAUUUCUUACAAUAAAAGUUUUGCCAAUGGCAAUUGUGAUUUAGUUAACAAAGACUUUUGCCAAGGAAAUCAACUCAAUUACUAUAAGCAGGAAAUACCUAUACAACCAGCUACCUCAUAUCCGAUGCAGAAUUUAUACAGUAGUGAGAACCAGCCCAAGCCCAGCAAUGAAUGUACUCUACCGAGUAAUAAAUACCUUGAUGGAAAUGUUAACAAAUCUACCUCAGAUGGAUGCCCCGAGAUGGCAGUGACCACCAGUACUUUAGAAGUUGUCGAUGCGUCGAAAGAUAUGAUUGUUUCUGAAUAUAGCCCUUCCAAUGGAUAUUCCUCAAAAACCCUCGGUCCCAAUCCCGGUCUCAUUCUCCAGGCUCUGACCCUUUCGAAUGCUAGUGAUGGAUUUAACCUGGAGCGACUUGAAAUGCUCGGUGACUCCUUUUUAAAGCACGCCAUCACUACAUACCUGUUUUGCACUUACCCUGAUGCUCACGAGGGACGCCUGUCAUAUAUGCGAAGCAAAAAAGUCAGCAACUGUAAUCUGUAUCGACUUGGGAAGAAGAAGGGGCUGCCUAGUCGCAUGGUGGUGUCCAUUUUUGAUCCCCCUGUCAACUGGCUUCCUCCUGGUUACAUUGUAAAUCAAGACAAGAGCAACCCUGAUAAAUGGGAAAAAGACGAUCCGACAAAAGACAGCAUGUUGGCUAAUGGAAAACUGGACGAUGAUUUUGAUGAGGAAGAGGAUGAAGACUUGAUGUGGAGGCUCCCAAAGGAAGAAGCUGAUUACGAAGAUGACUUUUUGGAGUACGAUCAGGAACACAUCAAGUUUAUAGAUAAUAUGUUGAUGGGAUCGGGGGCUUUUGUGAAGAAAAUUUCUCUUUCUCCCUUUUCAACCACUGAUUCUAAUUACGAAUGGAAAAUGCCCAAAAAGGCAUCCCUGGGUAAUGUACAGUUUUCAUCCGAUUUUGAUGAUUUUGACUACAGCUCUUGGGAUGCAAUGUGCUAUUUGGAUCCUAGCAAAGCUGUCGAGGAGGACGAUUUUGUGGUUGGCUUCUGGAAUCCCUCCGAAGAAAACUGUGGCAUCGACACAGGGAAACAGUCGAUCUCUUACGACCUGCAUACGGAGCAGUGCAUCGCCGACAAGAGCAUCGCAGACUGUGUGGAGGCUCUGCUGGGCUGCUACUUGACCAGCUGCGGUGAGAGAGCUGCCCAGCUUUUUCUCUGUUCUUUGGGCCUGAAGGUUCUCCCGGUAAUUAAGAAGACUGAGUGGGAGAGCACUCUGUGCCCCAGCACGCAGAGUUUCAACGAUCCACCGAGGAAUCUGCUGGCAAACUAUGCCCCUGCCUCCGCAACCAACGUGCAGUCUUCUUUCUAUAAAGACAUGGAGUAUGGUUGCCUGAAGAUUCCCCCGAGGUGCAUGUUUGAUUAUCCGGAUGCAGAGAAAACACUGAUUCACCUUAUAUCGGGCUUUGAAAACUUCGAAAGAAAAAUCAACUACAGUUUCAAGAACAAGGCGUAUCUUCUCCAGGCAUUUACUCAUGCCUCUUACCACUACAAUACCAUUACUGAUUGUUACCAGCGCUUGGAAUUCCUGGGAGAUGCAAUUUUGGACUACCUCAUAACCAAGCACCUUUAUGAAGACCCACGGCAGCACUCCCCAGGAGUUCUAACUGACUUGCGAUCCGCUCUGGUCAACAACACCAUCUUUGCGUCUUUAGCUGUGAAGUAUGACUACCACAAGUACUUCAAAGCUGUCUCCCCAGAGCUGUUCCACGUCAUUGAUGACUUCGUGCAGUUUCAGCUUGAAAAGAAUGAAAUGCAAGGAAUGGAUUCUGAGCUUAGAAGAUCCGAAGAGGAUGAGGAAAAAGAAGAAGAUAUAGAAGUCCCAAAGGCCAUGGGGGAUAUAUUCGAGUCACUUGCUGGUGCCAUCUACAUGGACAGCGGAAUGUCACUAGAAAUGGUUUGGCAAGUCUACUAUCCGAUGAUGCGGCCACUGAUAGAAAAAUUUUCUGCAAAUGUCCCCCGUUCCCCAGUUCGGGAGUUGCUAGAAAUGGAACCAGAAACCGCCAAAUUUAGUCCCGCAGAGAGAACCUACGACGGGAAGGUCAGAGUAACCGUGGAAGUGGUAGGAAAGGGGAAGUUUAAAGGUGUCGGCCGAAGCUACAGGAUUGCGAAGUCCGCAGCUGCGAGACGAGCACUACGAAGCCUCAAAGCAAACCAACCUCAGGUUCCAAACAGCUGAGAAUCCUCCGUGGGGAAAAAAAAAUGAGAACGAAGAUGAAAAAGAUAUCAGAAGAGGAAACCGGUAAAAAGGUGACGUUGAGAGGAACAAAUCGAAGACAGAAUUUAAAGUCUGUUGAUAACAGAAUAGAUAGCAGAAUAAAAACAUUUAACGUAUGUAUAAAACUUUUUGGAACUAAUUGUAGUUUUAGUUUUUUGCGCAAACACAAUCUUGUCUUCUUUCCUCACUUCUGCUUUGUUUAAUCACAAGAGUGCUUUAAAGAUGACAUUAGCAAGUAUUCGAAAUAAUAAUAGUUAUCAGAUCUCUUUUGGGUUUUAACUUUUGUCAGUACAGCUUUGCUUAGUGGUAGAAGGCCAGGGAGCUAUGUUGAAACCAGUCGUUAGGUUUAUCUAGAGAGUAAUCUUGAAAUUCCUCAAUCUGUGCACUGUGCCAGUCACAAAAGAGUUUAUAAACUGUAUUGAAUGAUAUGGUAUGAGAGAGAAUAAGUGUGCCAGUAUUGUCCUCUAUUUCCAUGUUAUCUUCAGCUAAGAUAACAUUCCCAAUCAUUAUUGCACUUAUAAGUUAGGAACAGAUUUUUAAUUGAAAUGGCCAGAGUGUUGGUAGAAAGAAAAUUGGAUUUCCUGAUGCCACAUAGUCUUGCAUAAAAAAGGUUCUUGCCUUAAAGGAAAAAAACGCUCAUGGAUAGUCUUUCAUUUCUGAUUCUUCUUUGGAACAAACUAUCUUACAUUCCCUCCAGGUUAUUAUGCAUUGGUCAGUAAUACAGCCGUAUAUUUACAACUCAUCUGUGUAGCUGACACCUAACUUAUUACAGGAUUAUAAUAGAUGUUACCUUGACAUAUAUAUGUAGUGGACCUGUUUUAAAAAAUCAGAAAAGGUGGUUAACCUAAGGAUUUUUUCUUAUACCAUAAACAAAAAUGGGUGUUGGAAAAAUUUCUGCUUUUUACUGAAAAGUGCAAGCUAGGUAGUUCCAGGAAUGGAAAGAUUUAGUAGAGAGUGGUUGCAUUGUGCAGGCUGUUGCUCUAACAAAAUAACCUUAGACAUAUCACACCUAAAAUAUGCUGCAGAUUUUAUAAUUGAUUGGUUACUUAUUAAAAACACACACACACACACAGAGCACCUUUACACUUAAAGAUUUCUCGCAAAUAUUUCUUACUGUACUUUUCACGAUGUUGCAUGCAUAAUUCACCUACCAAAGCUGUGCUGUGAAAUGUCAUGAGAGUUUGAUGUUUGAGAUAAACUGCCGUACUUUUGAUACAUCUGUGAUUUAGGUCAUUCAAUUUAGAGAAACUAGCUCAUUGUUUCAGUUUAUUUGAAAAAGAAGAAAAAAAUCCAUAUUUUUAGGCAUUGCCUAAACCUCUUUAAUUAGACUUUGUAGGCACUCUUCACUUAAAUACCUCAGUUCUUUUUUUCUUUUGCAUGCUGCGUUGUUUUUUUUUUUUCUGUUUGGUGCUAUGUUUAUGUAUUAUGCUUGAAAUUUUAAUUUUUUGCACUGUAACUAUAAUACCUCUUAAUUUACCUUUUUAAAAGCUGUGGGUGUGUCUUGAGCUCCCACCAAGAUACCAGUAGAGGUUUGCUGCAAUUUUGCCCUGUUUAAUUAUGCUUGAAGUUUGAGAGAGCUGAGCAGAGGUGUUUUAAUGUUCCCAGCACAUGUCUGAACUUGAUGCUUCUCGUAAUGCUAUAUUUUUAUGUGUUAAAUUACAAUUGAAUACUGUACUCCUUGCUUUUAACUACACCACCAUCCCCAGAAGAAAGUCCUCUCCUUGGCGUAAACACUUUAAAAAAAAUAUAUACAAAACUGUUACCCUUGCUUUCUUUUAAGCCUGAGGGACAGGGAACAUUUGAACUUUUUUAGAAAUGCUGGUUAUUUAUUGGAUCCUGAAAUUUUAAAAUUAUUUAUGAAUUUUGCACCAAUUAAAUUCAUCUUAGGUGGUCAUUUUAAUUUCUCUACUUCUGUAUUGAAAACUUAACCUUCUGUUCUUUUUUUUUAACCUCACGUAGGACAAAUGAUAAUCAUGGCAAGUUUUAACCAGGCCAAAUUUGAAUACCAUUACUGUAAAUAUUUUCUGUUUGUUCUGCAAAACAAAAGUUGAUUUUGUUAAUUUUUUUUGCCUGGCUUAUUUGUGAUGAAUGCUUGUAUCAGAAAUCUUGUUGGUAAUUUUCAAUCUACCUGAUGCCAGAAAUUGAGGUUUUUUUGUUUUCGUUUUUGUUUUUAAUUCCAUAGUUUGAAUGUUUUACUCCAAAUGUCGAUUUAUCCCAUUACUGCUUGGCACCGAGAUCUCAAAUUUUGUUGCACCUCAUAGUGGAGAGGGAAGAGAGAAUGCCUCAAUCUGCUUUACACCAUUAAACACAGUGUUCUCAGUUAAUAUUACAUUUUUCAAACUGGGAAAUUAUUGGGUCAUACAUUCUCAGGGUUUUAAAUCAAAUGUUCAUAUUUGGUCAACAGCAAACUUCAGCUAAUCAAUUUUAACGUAAAGAAAAGGCUUGCUUUAAUUUGAAGCAUAUUUUCUGAAGCCUUCAAUGAUCCCCUUGUUUCUAAAUGAAAUCUAUGAAUUGGACAUUUGAAAUGGGAAUCUAGGGGUUGGAAAAUAGUUCCAGCCUGCCGAAGCAUUCUUGAUGCUGUAAAUUUCCUCCCAGUGUAACCUCACUGAAAUAGGUUUUGCAUCCAUGGAUGAAGAAAAUCAUUUGUUUGCCACACUGUAGAACUGUGUUCUUUACCCUUCUGGUCACACGAGUGCUCUCUUUGACAGAAGAUCCUUCGUAUUCAAAGACCUAAAUCUACUAGUUGGAGGGAGGGGAUGGAAAAAAAAUCACGCAGUAGGCUAAAAGCACCAGUGUAAAUGACAGUCGCAACCUAUCGUGAAAUAGCAGCCACACGGACUCCUUAGGAAGAUAGUUGAGGGGGGGUGGGGGGCGUUUAGUUGGGCGGAACCAUUAAAGCAUUUUAAUUUUCCUUUUUCUAUUAGACUGUUCUUUAAUCUGUCCUCCUAACUAUGCUGCGAUUUUAUAGCUUUUUGUUUUGCGCUGUUCCGUUCAUGUAGCACAAAGAAGCGUUGCACUUGGUACCAUGCUUUACCUCAUUUCAAGGAGAAAAUAUGCUUAACGGAGAGGAAAAAAAAUGUGGUUUGGCCUUGCUGCUGUUUUGAUUUCCUGAAUUUGAAAAAGAUAAUUAUAAUGCCUGCAAUGUGUCAUUUACUUGCACAACUUAAAUAGGUCAUUUGUAAUGUCUGUGGCAUUUUUACUGUAUGUGAAAAAUACGACAAAGACGUGUUAACGAAAUUCUGAUUUCUGUUUUAAAGCCCUUUGUUACAACUGUCUUUUACUGUUAUGUGAAGUAAUUCAGAUCAGAAUGACCUCUGACACUCCCGUAAUUAUCUCCGAAUGAACAACAUUUCAUGUAUAUAGUAUAGGAUUUCAUCGUGAAGCCCAGUCUCUCUGUGAUUUGGCCAUCCGAAAGGACCGCCCCUCCCUGCACCUUUAAGAGUCUGUAGUGUUUCUUCGUUCCGCUCGUUCAGCUCGUAACUACUAUUUUUUGGCCUCAUGAAGCUCGCCCUUUGUUCUCCUUUACCUGAAGUUUAUGCUGUGACUGCAGAGUACAGAGCAGGAUAGGGAAUCAAGCCAGCCAGACCCGACAGGCAUCGCACAGCAGGUUGCAAGCAAGGCCCAAACGACUUACUCUCCGUGUCGCUGUGUUUAGGAGGUCGAUCUCCCUCGGAAGAGAAAAUGCCAGCUGAGAAACCAUCCCUGGCAGGCUCUAGGGAAUCUGCAGAAAACUCUUUUCAACCCCCAACCUCACCGGGACUCUCAUAGCUACAGAAGAGAAAUUUGCUGUGGUGUUGGUUAACUUUGCGUUAGUGACUUUUUUUUUUUAUUAAAUAUAUUCAGUUAUGUAUAUUUUUCAACCACUGAGUGAUUUUGAGGAAACUAAUUAUUUCCCCGUGAAUUUCUUUCUUUUAUACUGUGCAUUAAAUGUUUUUGAAGACCAACGCAUGUAACAUGACUGUCAAAAUGAUGGUGACGACAGUAGCAAUACAUUGCUAACUUUCCAGAGAGGUCAUUGUAUACUCCACUAGCAGUGAAAAUGAAUUUCUUGUUAAGGAAUGACUUGUAAAUACAUAUUGAUUCAGUUGAUUUUUUUUUUUUUAAUCCUCCCAGCCUGUUUUUAUUUGGACAGCCACCACAGGUGAACUUGCUUUGUAGAUGCACUCGAAAUUCACUGCAGCAGCAGCAGCAGGCUAUGUAGCAAAAGGCAGAGGUUCGGCGACAGGAAUUGGAAAUCGCAAGCUUUUUUAUUGUAAAUAAUUGGAAACAAAUGAUGGUUAAUCAAAUAGAAUUCAUAAUAACAAGUAUAAUUUGAUGGACGAGAAGAUAUUUGCCAUCACGUGCUGCAGCUGUCUUUAAGGGACAUAAAAUGUUACUCAUUCAUACUGUAAUCAUGCUGCAGAAAUUUGCAGUCUGCACCUUAUGGAUCACAAUUACCUUUAAUAGUUUUGUUUUUUUCUUUUUGUAAUAACUGUAGCUGAGUAUAUCUCCAAUAAAGUUAUGGUCUGUUCACUCUU
Molecule: messenger RNA, 10620 nt
Organism: Tachyglossus aculeatus (Australian echidna)
Lineage: Eukaryota; Metazoa; Chordata; Mammalia; Monotremata; Tachyglossidae
Gene: DICER1
Product: dicer 1, ribonuclease III
Exons: 29
Coding region: 302-6064 (1920 amino acids)
Biological process (GO): pre-miRNA processing; siRNA processing; apoptotic DNA fragmentation
Cellular component (GO): RISC complex; cytoplasm; nucleus
Molecular function (GO): DNA binding; deoxyribonuclease I activity; RNA binding
Source: RefSeq, a predicted model, not a curated record